Messenger RNA from Momordica charantia (bitter melon), 645 nucleotides. RefSeq lists its product as uncharacterized. The record is from RefSeq and is a predicted model, not a curated record. NCBI's taxonomy places the organism in Eukaryota, Viridiplantae, Streptophyta, Magnoliopsida, Cucurbitales, Cucurbitaceae.
AUGGGUGGUCCAAUGGAGUCUGGUCGGAAGAGAAAGGUCAGUGUACGAGAAGUAAUGACAAGUCAAGAUCAACACAAAAUAUACCAUGCCUUUAAAGUAGGACCCCCCUCAAAACUUGAAUUCUCAAAAAAUGAAGCAAAUCACCUCUUCCAUCCACACAAUUACGUGCUAGUCACUUCUCUAAAAAUAGCCAACACAAAGGUGCAUCGAAUUUUAGCGGAUGGGGGUAGCUCAACCGACAUCAUCUCUUUAACAGCUUAUAAAGCUAUGGACCUAGGGGAGAAGUUGCUUAAGAAUAGACCCACACCCCUAAUAGGGUUUGGGGGAGAGCGAGUCAUCCCAGAAGGGAAGAUUGAGUUGCUAGUGACAUUUGGAAGUGGGCUAAGAAGCAUCAUCAAGAUGAUAGAAUUUUUAGUUAUCGACUAUGCAUCCUCUAACAAUGCGAUAUUGGAAAAACCGACCAUACAUAUGCUGAAGGUAAUACCAUCUACACAUCACCAAUCACUGAAAUUUCCAACGUUAGGGGGCAUCGGAGAGAUUAAGGGGGAACAGCUGAUAUCUCGUGAAUGUUACUACACUUCUUUGAGAGGCAGUUUUGAGGAACGAAAGUCUCCUCCUUUUAAAGAGCCAGGAGCUAUAGGAUAG